AUGGCGCCCACAGACGACCUCAAAGCCCACGCGGCAUCGUCACAAGACUUUUAUGCGCUCCUAGAAGUAUCGCCCGCAGCAGCAGACAACGAGAUCCGCCGCUCAUAUCGCCGAGCAGCAUUAAAAUAUCAUCCAGAUAAAAUCGCGAACCCGACACCCGAAGACAUCAACAAGUUCCAUUUACUUCAGAUCGCAUACGAUGUACUCUCUGACGCGGCUGUGCGCCAGCUCUACGAUAAUGCGCGCGAGGCAAGGGAACGGAAAAAGCGGGAGGUGGAGAUGAUGGAUGCGGCGAAGAGGAAGAUGAAAGAAGAUCUAGAGGCUAGGGAACGGGCGGGUGAUGCGGGCGCCGCGGUGGCACAGCGUGGGUUGAAGAGGACGUGGAUGAUGUCUAGUGCUGCGGAUAAUGAGGCCGAAGAAAGACUGGAGCGGGAGAUUCAACGUAUUGCGGAAAACUCGCAGCGGAGACGUCGAGAGGCAGAAGAGAAAUUGAUGAAGGAGGCUGAAGAGGAAGAGAAGCAGGAGCGUUUGGCGGCAGAGCAAGAACGUGAAGAGCGGGAUAGAAGUUUUGCGCGAGUCGAUAAGUCUAAAGAAGGUGGUACGAAUGUUCCGGAGCUCGAGAGGGCUGUCAAAGUACACUGGGUUCGCGAGGGGCCUGGUGAAGCGUUCGAUAAGGACAGAUUGAGAGAGCUCUUUUCAGCGUUUGGGAAAGUGGAGAAUACAUUCUUGCUCAAGGACAAACGACAGCGAGUCGGCGAGAAGAAGGAAAAGAAGACGGUUGCUACUGGAGUGGUUGUUUACACAUCAAUAGUCAGUGCUCACUCGGCUGUUCUUGAUAGUGCGAAAAAGAUUAAGUCAGGAGCUCAAGGGGACUGGUCCAUUCUCGAAUCUGUGGUAUGGGCUUCAGGAACUGGCCCAGAUCUGAAAUCGAGAUCGGAUAGUCAUUCGCCAGUACCAGUUAGCGAGACACCGACCGCAUCCUCUACAUCUAACCCUUCUAUGCCUCCAACUAGUAAUGGCAAUGUCAAGAAGCCAGCAUUCGACUUUGCUAGCCUCAAAAACGGCUCAGCACCGAAGAUAGGCGGUGGGAAGCCUUCGUUUGCUUCUUUCUCGGCGCGACCUGCCCACGCAACGCCGCCUGACAGCUCGACCAUCAAGAAUCCAGCAUUGACUACACCGAGUUUGCAAGAGAUCACGCUUAUGAGACUGAAAACCGCGCAAAGAGAGAAAGAACGCAAAGCUUUAGAAGAGCAGUUGCGAAAGGAAGAUGAGGCUGCUGAUGCGGCUGCCCAAGAAGUCUAG
Messenger RNA from Talaromyces marneffei, 1302 nucleotides. RefSeq lists its product as uncharacterized. The transcript has a single exon. Gene Ontology annotation, cellular component: spliceosomal complex. Bases 1 to 1302 code for a protein of 433 amino acids. Gene Ontology annotation, biological process: spliceosomal complex disassembly. Gene Ontology annotation, molecular function: nucleic acid binding. Lineage: Eukaryota; Fungi; Ascomycota; Eurotiomycetes; Eurotiales; Trichocomaceae. The record is from RefSeq and is a predicted model, not a curated record.